GAUAUAUAACGACGGUGCGCCUCCAGAGUCGUCUUAUAGUCCGUCUUGCUCUCAGUGCGGUUUACGUACGAUCGACGGCACGCGCGAAGAACGGUACCUACCUACCUAUAUGUUCACAUUUCCGAUGGAUUUUCGUGCGGUCUCGAAGAAUACGAACAAACCGUAACCAACGAGUAUUUACGUAUCGAAUGCGGACGAGCGUGAAAAACGUGCACGUAUUAGACGCCUCACGAUACUCACAGAUCUGGUCACAGAACUUCGAUCCCACCAGACACCACACUAUCUAGACGUGAUAUAGGUAUGGUGUUACAGAAGAAAUAUUGGACCAAAAUCGAAGGUGCCUGUUGCAUAUUGGUCGCAUGCAUCACGGCCCUGAUUAAACUCGUGUUAAAGUUCAUCAUCGGGACUUAUUCUGAUUUAAAAAAUCAGCCCGAUGCUCAGCUAAAAAUUUAUAAAACAGUUGCGGAUAUUCCAGGACCAAGGUCGUUGCCUGUAUUUGGAACUAGAUGGAUCUAUUGGAAAUUCGGUUUGUAUAAACUGAAUGCCGUACAUUUAGCAUACAAAGACAUGUUUAUCCGGUAUGGGGAUAUUAUUUGCGAAGAAGCAUUGUGGAACAUACCAAUUAUAAGUGUCAAAGAUAAAGACUUUAUCGAAAGAGUGCUUCGAAAUAGCGGAAAGUACCCUAUCCGGCCUCCAAAUGAAGUAACGGCGAACUACAGAAAGUCCCGGCCGGAUCGCUACACAAAUACAGGACUUGUGAAUGAACAAGGUGAAGUUUGGGCGAUGUUAAGAAAUAAAUUGACACCAGAACUUACUAGUCCUAGAACAAUACGACGUUUCUUGCCAGAAGUUAAUCAGCUAGCAGACGAUUUUAUCAAUCUGAUUUCCCAAGCUAGAGACACCAAUAACGAGGUCAAAAUAUUUGAAUCGUAUUGUAACAGAAUGGGAUUGGAAAGCACGUGUACGUUGAUUUUGGGCAGGAGAUUCGGAUUCUUAGACGGAGACGUUAGCGAAACGGCUACGCGUCUGGCAGAUUCAGUGACCAGUCAGUUCCGAGCAUCUCAGGAAGCAUUUUAUGGUCUUCCCCUCUGGAAAUUAAUACCGACAAAGGCGUACAAGGAAUUUGUAGCGAGCGAAGACGCUUUAUACGAGCAAGUACAACUUGUAGAAAAGUUAAAAAUAUACAAUCCUAAUAAACGUUCUGAAUUGUUCGAAUUUAGCAUCGUGUCUGAAAUCGUAGACUCAGCACUGAUCGAUGAGGAACAGUCUUGCACAGACGUACGCAGCGUGUUCGUAUCUAUACUGCAGGCGUCAGAGUUGGACAACAGAGACAAAAAAGCCGCGAUUAUCGAUUACAUCGCCGCUGGAAUAAAAACACUGGGAAACACCCUGGUGUUUUUAUUGUACUUGGUCGCCAAACAUCCGGAUGUGCAAGAAAAGAUAUACAACGAAAUAUCACUAUUGGCUCCGGCAGGUACACCUAUUACUGCUGAAUAUUUACACAAGGCCACAUAUUUGCACGCGUGUAUAUCCGAAGCUCACAGACUUCUACCCACCGCUCCGUGUAUUGCAAGAGUUUUGGAAUCGGAAGUCAAUUAUGAAAAUUACCGAUUACCGUCAGGGACUGUCGUGUUAUUGCAUACGGGGUUAGCGUGUUUGGACGAUAAAAAUUUCAAAGAUGCGACUUCGUACAAACCGGAAAGGUGGUUGGACGAUUUGACGAAGAAAUCACCAUUCUUGGUCGCACCGUUCGGUUGUGGCAAACGAAUGUGUCCGGGGAAGCGAUUUAUAGAAUUAGAACUUCAAAUUGUCUUAGCAAAGAUGGUCAAACAAUUUCAUAUCGACUUUAAGGGACAACUGAAAACUGAAUUUGAAUUUCUUUUGACACCCAGCAACGCAAAUUUUAUUCUACGAGAUAGAAAUUGUUGAUGUUUUUAUAUAAUUUAUUAACCUUAAUAAUAUAUAGUACCUGCAUAGUUAUAUUAAAUAAUAAUUAAUAUUAUGACAUUAAAAUAUUUAUUUUAUCAUACUGCUAUAAAGUUGACAUAUCGUAUUAUAUAUUUUUUAAACCUUGAUUAUUUAUUCAUAUAUAAUUAUGUAUUAUAUAAACUAUACAUUUGUGUUUGUGUGUGUUUUUAUAAUCAUUAUAAUAAAAAUACAUAUUUAUAUAAACAUUAA
Messenger RNA from Rhopalosiphum padi (bird cherry-oat aphid), 2178 nucleotides. RefSeq names its product ecdysone 20-monooxygenase-like. The coding region runs from base 301 to 1929 and encodes 542 amino acids. The record is from RefSeq and is a predicted model, not a curated record. The transcript has 11 exons. Gene Ontology annotation, molecular function: monooxygenase activity; oxidoreductase activity, acting on paired donors, with incorporation or reduction of molecular oxygen; heme binding. NCBI's taxonomy places the organism in Eukaryota, Metazoa, Arthropoda, Insecta, Hemiptera, Aphididae.